CACCCGAUCCAAAGCUAUUUUCUUCUCUCUGUAAUGUUUGUAAUGACAUACAUAUCCAGGCCUUGAUCCUCGAGCACACAUGUCCAGAUCGACGUCAGAUUCUUUAUCUCCACCUCUUCACUACUCUCCCUAAAUCCUCUCUUCUUCUUCUUCUAAGCCACUAAAUCAAUACUGAUCUUCUCAAGUCAAAAAAAUAUUGACGUAUGGAUUUUCUACUAUUUCCAUCUUUAUGACUAGCGCACUCCGUCGUCAACACAAUGCAGUCCCAUUGACUUCCACUCCCGAAAACUCGACGAUCGCCGCCCUGGUCGCCGGAAAUGGCGAUUUCUCCGGCAAAUUUCCUAUUCGGUUUCCUCUUACUCUCGAUCAUCCUAUGGCUUCUCUUAACUUUUGCUUCUGGACUAAUAGCUUGGACUUUGAGCCGAUUGUUGGGGGGAGCAUUUGUAGGAUUCCGUGUUGCUGGAUGGAAAUGUUUGAGAGACGUUGUCGUGAAAUUUAACAAGGGUGCGGUUGAGAGCAUUUGCAUAGGUGAAAUCAGGUUAAGCCUUCGGCAGUCAUUAGUUAAACUUGGGGCUGGUUUUUUGUCCAGGGAUCCAAAAUUACAGGUGCUAAUUAGUGAUUUAGAAAUUGUUCUGAGGACUUCAAGAAAAAGCACUCAGUCCUCUCAGAAUACAAGGCCCCGAUCCUCUCAUAGAGCUCGCAAGUCAGGAAGAGGAAAGUGGAUGGUUGUGGCUAAUAUGGCUAGAUUUUUGUCAGUUUCUGUUACGGAGUUAGCUGUCAGAACACCAAAAGCUGCUGUGGAGGUCAAAGAAUUGACCUUAGAUAUAUCUAAAGAUGGUGGAUCUAAGCCAGCAUUGUUUGUGAAGUUAAAUCUUGUUCCUGUACUUGUGCACUUGGGGGAUACACGGGCCAGCGGUGAUCAAUCAUCAGUUUUUGGUGAACCUUCUCCAAUCCGUAAUGCAUUACUAUCUGUGACAGAGAGGACGACUGCCCCUUUCAUAUGCGAAGAAUUUUCUGCUCUCUGUGAGUUUGGGCAUGAAAGGGAAUUGGGAGUAAUAGUCAAAGAUGUGGAUCUCAGAUGCGGAGAAGUUUUUGUAAACCUAAAUGAGGAGCUAUUACUUAAAAGGAGAAGCUCAGCAGAAGCUGUUUUCCAAGGACACGAUUUUUUGAAGACAAACUCGGAGUCUGGGGAGGCUCUAAAACCACAGAAAGAGCCAGCAGUACUGGCUAUAUAUAAAUAUGCCUCGUUGUUUCCUGAAAAGCUUAGCUUCGCUCUGCCAAAGAUAGACAUGAAAUUUGUUCAUCAUGGAGAAGGUCUUCUAGCGGAUAGUAACAUCAUGGGGAUUCAACUCAAGGGCUCAAAAUCUCGAUCAAUUGAAGAUGUGGGAGAAAGUACACGGCUAGAUGUGCAGAUGGAAUUUAGUGAAAUCCAUCUACUCACGGAGGCUGGUAUUUCUGUAAUGGAGAUAUUGAAGCUGGAUGUUGUCUCAUCAGUUUAUAUUCCUAAUCAGCUUACUUCACCUAUUGGGGUAGAAGUUGAUGUCAAGCUUGGAGGUGCUCAAAGCAAUCUAAUUUUAGCUAGAUUAACUCCGUGGAUGGACUUUCAUGCCUUGAGGAAAAAGAAAGUGUUGGUUGAAAAUGGCGGCUCUACUUCGGAAUGCCCAAAGUCUUCUGAACAUAAAGCCUUGAUUAUGUGGACAUGCACAGUCUCUGCCCCAGAGAUGUCAAUUGUCCUUUAUGAUAUGAGUGGCUCACCCUUGUAUCAUGGCUGCUCACAAUCAUCUCACGUCUUUGCCAACAACAUGUCAAGUAUGGGCACAACAGUACAUAUGGAACAUGGUGAGUUCAAUCUGCACAUGUUUGAUGAAUAUCAAGAAUGCUUAAAGGAGAGCCUAUUUGAGGUGGAAGCAUAUACAGAAUCAUUAAUGCAUGUAGCAAAAAUUAGUGUUGAUUGGGGAAAAAAGAACACACCUGAAGAUGGUGCCAACUUCAAAUUGGCUCUCUCUGUUGAUGUAACUGGCAUGGGAAUAUUUAUGAACUUCAGGCGCCUUGAAUCUCUGAUAUCAACAGCCUCAUCCUUCAAAUCAGCAAUAAGAAGUUUCUCUGCCUCUGGUAAGAAACCAGCACAUAGACGGAGUAAACCACCCAAGCCAUCAGGAAAGGGGAUUCAACUCAUACGAUUUAAUCUUGAAAGAUGUUCUUUAAAUUUUAGUGGAGUUGUAGGCUUAGAAAGUGCAGUUGUUUCAGACCCCAAACGUGUUAAUUAUGGGUCCCAAGGUGGAGUUGUCUCGAUCAGUGUCUCUGCAGAUGGUACUCCCCGAACUGCAAGUAUAUAUUCAAUAGCCUCAGAUGAAUCAAGAAAGCUAAAGUAUUCAGUUUCUCUUGAUGUCUCCCACCUCAACCUUUGCACAAGCAAGGAGAAACAAUCAACACAAGUGGAGCUUGAAAGAGCUAGAUCUGUUUAUCAUGAAUUGUUGGAAGAGAAUAGUUCUAGAACUGAGGUGACUUUGCUUGAUAUGCAAAACGCAAAAUUUGUGAGGCGAUCUGGUGGCCUUAAAGACAUCGCUACCUGCUCUCUCUUCAGUGCUACUGACAUAACAGUCAAGUGGGAUCCUGAUGUGCAUAUAGCAUUAUUCGAACUUGGUUUGCAGUUCAAGUCAAUGGUUCAACAGCUUAAGCUUAACGAGUCUAUGAAAGAAGCCAUGAGUGAUAAUGGGCCGAAGAAAGAGACAGCUGCAGAAUCAGUAGAGUUUGAGAAACGGAACAAGAAAAGAGAAUCAAUUUUUGCUAUUGAUGUUGAAAUGCUUAAUAUAUCUGCUGAAGUUGGGGAUGGUGUUGAAGCCACUAUUCAGGUUAAGUCCAUUUUUUCAGAAAAUGCACGAAUAGGUGUUCUUCUUGAAGGACUCACACUCCAUUUCAACCGUGCAAGAGUAUUUAGAAGCAGCAGGAUGCAAAUUUCUCGGAUUCCUAAUGUUUCUAACACUCCAUCAAAUGUGAAAAUUGAGAGGGGUACAACAUGGGACUGGGUAAUUCAAGCCCUUGAUGUCCACAUUUGCAUGCCUUACAGGUUACAGUUGCGUGCCAUUGAUGAUUCUGUCGAGGACAUGAUUAGGGCUCUGAAGCUCAUUACAUCUGCAAAAACUAAACUUAUGUUUCCCAAUAAGGAAGGUAAUCUGAAAUCAAAAAAAUCAAAUUCAUCAAAGGUUGGGCAUGUAAGAUUUUGCAUACGUGAGGUAACUGCUUAUAUUGAAGAAGAGCCAAUUCAGGGUUGGUUUGAUGAGCAUUAUCAGUUAUUGAAGAAUGAGGCUAGUGAAUUAGCUGUGCGAUUGAACUUUCUUGAUGAACUUGUCUCCAGAAGCAGUCAAUCUCCUGGUGCUACUGAGAAGAAUGCUUCUACUGAUGAAGGCAAGUUCCGGUUUAAUGGAGAAGAGAUUGAUGUGCACAACAUUUCUGCAGUUCAAAAGUUGAGGGAGGAAAUUUAUAAGAAAUCAUUCUGGUCAUACUACCAGGCAUGUAAAAACCUUGUGCCAUCACAAGGAUCAGGCGCUUACGAUGGGGGCUUCCAAUCUGGUUUUAAGCCAAGUACUUCCAGGACUUCUCUGUUUUCGCUUUGUGCUACAGAGUUAGAUAUAAGCUUGACAAAAAUUGAAGGGGGUGAGACUGGCAUGAUUGAACUUCUGAAAAAGCUUGAUCCUAUAUGUCGUGCACAAAACAUCCCGUUCUCUAGACUAUAUGGCAGUACAAUCAACUUACGCACAGGCUCCCUUACUGUGCGUAUAAGAAACUAUACUUGUCCAUUAUUUGCUGCAACUUCUGGUAGAUGUGAAGGCCGUCUUGUGCUCGCUCAGCAGGCAACAUGUUUUCAGCCCCAAGUUUUCAAAAAUGUUUUCGUUGGGAGAUGGAGGAAGGUGAGUCUGCUUCGUUCAGAAAGUGGCACAACUCCCCCUAUGAAAACAUAUUGUGAUUUGCCUCUUCAUUUUCAAAAGGCAGAAAUUUCUUAUGGGGUUGGUUUUGAACCAUCAUUUACAGAUAUCAGUUAUGCAUUUACUAUGGCCCUUCGUAGGGCCAAUUUAAGUACUAGGGAUUCGAACCCUGAUCACCCUCCACCGAAAAAGGAAAGGAGCUUGCCAUGGUGGGAUGAAAUGAGAAACUAUAUUCAUGGGAACACCACUCUCUACUUUGCUGAAGCCAAAUGGAAUGUUCUUGCGACAACUGAUCCCUAUGAAAAGACUGAAAAGCUCCAGAUCAUAUCAGGUAAUAUGGAAUUGCAGCAGUCUGAUGGUCGUGUUUAUGUAUCCGCAAAGGAUUUCAAGAUUAUAAUAAGCAGUUUGGAAAGCAUACUAAGAAACUCAUCUGUAAAACAUCCAACUGGUCUUUCUUAUACACUCAUAGAGGCUCCUGUUUUUAGUGUUGAAGUUACCAUGGAAUGGGAGUGUGAUUCUGGAUGUUCACAAAACCAUUAUUUGUUUGCGUUUCCUAAAGACGGUGUUCCUCAUGAAAAGGUUAAUGAUCCCUUUAGAUCCACUGCUUUGUCCCUACGUUGGAAUCUGUUGCUUAGGCCUGUUCUUCCCUGUAGUUAUGGCCAGUCAGGGUUAUCAUCGUGUGAUCAGCAUAUCCUUGAUGGAGCUGCCUGUGGCUUAAAUAUGCCUUCAAUUGAUAUCCCGACACUCAAUCUUGGACCUCAUGAUUUAGCAUGGUUAAUCAAAUUUUGGAACUUAAACUAUGCUCCUCCUCAGAAAAUUCGUUCAUUUUCUAGGUGGCCCCGUUUUGGAGCCCCAAGAGCCCCCAGGUCAGGUAAUCUUUCCCUAGACAAAGUAAUGACAGAAUUCAUGUUUAGGGUUGAUGCAACUCCAGCAUGUAUCAGGCACAUGCCUCUAGAAAAUGAUGAUCCAGCUAAGGGACUGACUUUUAAGAUGACAAAGCUAAAGUAUGAACUUUAUUUUGGCCGGGGAAAGCAAAAAUUUACAUUUGAAAGCAAACGCGGGCCCCUUGAUCUUGUCUAUCAAGGUCUUGAUCUACAUAUGCCUAAAGCAUUUAUUAAUAGUAAAGAUUGGACUAGUGUCUCCCAAGUAGUUCAAAUGACUAAGAAAACCUCACAAUCUGGAGCAAUGGAAAAGGCUAGGAAUGUGAAAAGUGGUAGUAUGUUAAGUGGUAGCACAGAACGACAUCAUGAUGAUGGUUUUCUUUUAUCAUCUGAUUACUUUACAAUCAGGAGGCAAUCUCCUAAAGCUGAUCCUGAAAGGCUAUUGACGUGGCAGGAGUCUGACAGAAGAAAUCUUGAGGUGACAUAUGUGAGAUCUGAGUUUGAAAAUGAGAGUGAAAGUGAUGACCAUGCGAGAUCUGAGCUAAGUGAUGAUGACGGAUAUAAUGUGGUUAUUGCAGAUAAUUGUCAACGCGUAUUUGUUUAUGGUCUUAAACUUUUGUGGACUAUUGAGAACAGAGAUGCUGUCUGGUCUUGGGUUGGUGGAUUAUCUAAAGCUUUUCAACCUCCAAAGCCAUCUCCUUCUAGGCAAUAUGCUCACAGAAAGUUGCUUGAGGAGAAAAAGGUAGCAGACAAAUCUGAGACGUCUCAAGAUUGUAAUUGGAAGCCUCCUAGCCAUGCUGUGAACCCCUCAUCUCCACAUCAUUCAGGGACAUUAGUAUCACAGUUGCAGUCAUCUCCCUCAAAUUCAGUUAAAGUGGGAACCUCUUUUUUUGAUGAAACUGCAAAACCUGGUAGCACUGAAGACUCUGAAGGGGAAGGGACCCGCCAUUUCAUGGUGAAUGUCAUUGAACCACAAUUCAACCUUCAUUCAGAAGAUGCAAAUGGUAGAUUUUUACUUGCAGCUGUUAGUGGCCGUGUUUUAGCCCGUUCGUUCCAUUCAAUACUUCAUAUUGGCCAUGAGAUAAUUGAACAGGCGCUUGGCAGAGGGAAUGUGCAAAUACCUGAAUCUCAACCAGAAUUGACCUGGAACCGUAUGGAGUUCUCCAUGAUGUUAGAGCAUGUACAAGCUCAUGUCGCUCCAACGGAUGUAGAUCCAGGGGCUGGACUUCAGUGGCUUCCUAAAAUCCGUAAAAGCUCACCAAAAGUGAAAAGAACUGGAGCAUUACUUGAAAGAGUGUUUAUGCCUUGUGACAUGUACUUCCGCUAUACAAGGUAUAAAGGAGGUACUCAUGACUUGAAGGUUAAACCCUUAAAAGAGCUUGCUUUUAAUUCUCGUGAUAUAACAGCAACAAUGACAUCUCGUCAGUUUCAAGUUAUGCUUGAUGUGCUAACCAAUCUCCUCUUUGCCCGCCUUCCAAAGCCUAGAAAAGUUAGUCUAUCAUAUCCAACUGAUGAGGAUGAUGAUGUGGAAGAGGAGGCAGAUGAAGUUGUUCCUGAUGGUGUUGAAGAGGUAGAACUAGCAAGGAUCAAUCUCGAAGAGAAAGAACGUUUCCAAAAGCUAGUCCUAGAUGACAUCAGGAAGUUGUCUCCUUGUAAUGAUGUUUCUGGGGAACUGUUCUCAGAAAAGGAACGCGAUCUGUGGAUGGUAACGGGUGGAAGGUUCAUAUUGGUGAAAAAACUAAAGAAGGAGCUGAUUAGUGCACAAAAAUCUAGAAAAGCUGCAUCUGCUUCUCUAAGGAUGGCUCUGCAGAAGGCUGCACAACAACGGUUGAUGGAAAAAGAAAAGAACAAAAGUCCUUCAUGUGCAAUGCACAUUUCUUUGCAGAUAAAUAAAGUUGUAUGGAGCAUGCUUGUAGAUGGUAAAUCGUUUGCAGAAGCAGAAAUAAAUGACAUGAUAUAUGAUUUUGACAGAGAUUACAAAGAUGUUGGUGUUGCUCGGUUCACAACAAAAUACUUUGUUGUUAGAAACUGUCUGCCUAAUGCCAAGUCUGAUAUGCUUCUUUCAGCCUGGAAUCCUCCUCCUGAAUGGGCAAAAAAAGUUAUGCUCCGUGUAGAUGCAAAACAGGGGGCUCCUAAAGAUGGGAACUCUCCUCUUGAACUCUUUCAGGUGGACAUCUACCCCUUGAAGAUACACUUGACCGAGACAAUGUACAGAAUGAUGUGGGAAUAUUUCUUCCCAGAAGAGGAACAGGACUCCCAGCGAAGACAGGAAGUUUGGAUUUCAACUACUGCUGGCUCAAGGCGCGCAAAGAAAGGUUCAUCCACACAUGAAGUUUCUACUGGCCAUUUAACCAAAGAUUCUCAGGUCUCUUCAAAAUCAAGUAUCUGUGUGCUACCACAUACAGGUGGAACUGGUACUCAGUCUUCACUAGGUGAUGUGCCUGAAGCAUCAAAGUUGCAGCUCUUAAAUACAAAUGUUGUUUCUGGUAUAACUCCACAACUACUAAGGACAUCUUCCUUUGAAAGAACAAGGGAGGAAAGUGUUACUGAAUCUGUAGCUCAUGAACUUGUAUCAAAAGCUCACUCUUCUGAUGCACCAUUGUCUUUGGCAAAAUGUGAGAUAAGAGCGCCCUGUAUUGAGCAGCUGCCAGAUGAAGCCUCCUCCAGGAAUAAUAAACCCAAACCUAUCAAAUCUGGUCGCUACUCUCAUGAAGAUAAAAAGACAGGAAAGGCAAGCGAUGAAAAGAGAUCCAGGCCACGAAGAAUGAGAGAGUUCCACAAUAUUAAGAUCAGUCAGGUGGAGUUACUUGUGACAUAUGAAGGGUCAAGAUUUGCAGUGAGUGAUCUACGGUUGCUGAUGGAUACAUUCCAUCGUGUUGAAUUUACUGGCACCUGGAGGCGGCUAUUCUCCCGAGUUAAGAAGCAUAUCAUAUGGGGAGUCUUAAAAUCUGUCACAGGAAUGCAGGGAAAGAAGUUCAAGGAUAAAGUGCAUGGUGGUGGUCAAAAAGAAGGUGGUGCCGGUUCCUCCGGAGUUCCCAGUAUUGAUCUUAACUUGAGUGAUAGCGAUGGAGAAGGUGGUGGCUCAGCUGGGAAGAGUGAGGAGCAGAACUCAUUGAUCUGGCCACCAAAGCGUUCUAAUGAUGGGGCGGGGGAUCGGUUUGUGACGUCUGUUAGGGGACUCUUUAAUUCACAAAGACGUAAAGCAAAGGCUUUUGUACUGCGCACUAUGAGGGGUGAAGCAGAGAAUGAGUCGACACAUGGAGGGGGUGAGUGGAGUGAUAGCGAGACUGAGUCCUCUCCUUUUGCUAGACAACUCACCAUGACUAAGGCCAAAAAAUUAAUUAGGCGGCACACAAAGAAGUUCCGCUCAAAAAAAGGGGGUGGUGUAUCAUCUCAACCAAGAGAAUCACUCUCCACGUCUCCAAGGGAUACACCUUUCUACAGUGACUCUUCAAGCGGAACCUCGCCUCCUUAUGAGGAUUUCAACGAAUAGCUCUGUGGUUAUAGGUGAAGUUUCUACCCUGUACUGUGCAAAGGCAAACCACACUAUGUGCAACGAGAAAGAAGCAAGCACAUUCUUCGUCUCCACGUCUCCGCCAUGGCACAUUGCCCAUCGCUGCAAUCUACAUGUAAGUUCCUUCUGUUCUUCUCCUACUUGACAACUUGCACAUCUUCGCCUCCAUUUCUCUAUUUUUGUUUCAAAUUUGGUGAUGGUGAUGACGAUGGCUUGAAAUUCGUUAUGGUGACAUCGGCAAAAUUUGAGGUUUUGACGAUAUAAAAAAAGGUGGUCGCGGACUCGCGAUGAUGAGGCGUUCAGGGUGGGGCUGCUUCAAGGGUGAGAGCGAAGGGUUGAUGAUUAUAUAUCCAUCAAAGUUACUUCUGAAAAUAGGUGGAUGAUUAUAUAUCCAUCAAAGUUACUUCUGAAAAUAUACUCGAAUUUCCUUAUUUAGAGCUCGUUUGAUGACAUGUUUUCGGCUUAUCAACCAACCUUUUCUACAAAACAUACAACUUUUGAUUCCGUGCACUAAAUUAUGUAAUUGUCAAAAUAAGUAAAGUUGGAGAUACUUUUAGGCGGAACUUGCCGCAAAUGACCAUUUUAACUAUUUUCAU
Molecule: messenger RNA, 8914 nt
Organism: Cuscuta epithymum
Lineage: Eukaryota; Viridiplantae; Streptophyta; Magnoliopsida; Solanales; Convolvulaceae
Source: the annotation of a GenBank genome assembly